Messenger RNA from Penicillium salamii, 1068 nucleotides. Lineage: Eukaryota; Fungi; Ascomycota; Eurotiomycetes; Eurotiales; Aspergillaceae. The record is from the annotation of a GenBank genome assembly.
AUGGCAAAUCCGCGUUUCCCUGUGCCGAAAGGCACCGAAACUGUGAAUGUCCGAAUCAUAGAUACAACCACAAGACUAGGAAAGCUCCCGCUGGACUUCCUCAUGCAGCCCGCCAUGAAAGGAAUGCAAUGCAUGCCUGACCUGCCAUCGUGGUCGUUCCUGAUUGAGCAUGCAUCCGGCCAAAAGCUGCUCUAUGAUCUCGGUGUGCCGAAAGCAUGGCGGUCGCUUUCGCCCUUCAUUCUUCAAAUUCUUGAAGGCAUGCCAACGGAGAUAUCUGUCGAGAACGAUGUGAUUGAUAUUUUGAAGCAAGAUAAGAUCGAGGCAGAUCAAAUUUCCGGCAUCAUUUGGAGUCAUUGGCAUUUCGAUCACGUUGGUGAUCCGUCAUUGUUUCCACCAUCGACUGAUUUGAUUGUUGGUCCUGGCUUCAAGGACACAUUCUGUCCCGGGUAUCCAGCUUCACCGGGCUCGCCUAUUCGUGAAUGCGAUCUUGCUGGAAGGAGUCUACGGGAGAUCGACUUUUCCAAGGGCACUAAAACGGGACGCUUCCGUGCCUUUGACUUCUUUGGAGAUGGUUCGUUUUAUUUAGUCGACACUCCAGGGCAUGCUGUGGGUCAUCUGGGCGCACUGGCUAAAACCACAACUAAUCCGGAUACUUUCAUUUUCAUGGGAGGUGAUUUGUGUCAUCAUGGAGGUGGGAUUCGACCCUCCAAGCAUAUGUCCAUCCCCUCCGAUCUUUCGGCCGCAAUGCCUGCUGCGCUGUUUCCAUGUCCUGGGGCAGAAAAGUAUGAGAAGUUGCUUCUUGAGCGGAGUGGCGCCCUGGAUAGACCGUUCUUCCACCCGGCACCUAUGGUUGGGACUGAUUUUGCUGAGACUGUCAAAACGAUUGAGAAAGCUCAAGAGGCGGAUGCAGAGAGCAACAUCUGGUUUGUUUCUGCGCACGAUCCCAGUUUGUUGGGACUUGUUGAUUUCUUUCCGUUGCGGGCGAACGACUGGAAAGAAAGGAAAUGGCGAGAGCAGACACUUUGGGCAUUUCUCCGGGAUUUUGAUGAAGCCAUUGGUGUGAAGUAG